UUGAAAUCAAACCUCUUUUUGUUGUUUUUUGUAAGCAGCUGUUGCAAGGAUGAUUCAGUGUCGCAGUCGUGGGGCUUCUUUUUCUAAGGAGAAUGAGCUCACGACGCCGUUGCCGCGAGGCUCCACGCUACCGCUGUAUGGAGUGUGGCCGAAGAGUCGUUCAACAAUAGUAUUCAAUCGCGUGCGAUGCUCAUGAGCUCAUUGCAAAUGUCCAAACCACUUCCGACUAGCCAUGUGGCCAAUACGCCCAAAGGCGGACAAGCAUACGUAUAAGUCAUCAGUGCGAAUACGAAACUGCCCAUCAGAAAAAAGAGAAAAGGGAGAGAUGAGAAAAGGGACAAGCAGGUCUCCCUGGGAGUCCAGGCCCUUUCCUCUAGGCUAAGUACUCGUCAUUUCCGCCGGGCUCCGGCCACGCUUCUGCGGGCCCUGACUAAACCCCCACCGGCCUGCGAGCCGCAGCCCCUGACCCAGUCCGGAAGAAAACAAGCCCUUGAUGGCUGCGCCCGGCCGCCGUCGCGGGCGGGCGCGAGCAAAGCGGCGGCGCUGCAGCGCAGAGAGGAGACAAAAGGAGAGGGGAGGGAGGAAGAGGACGAAUACGAAGGGGGAGAAACGACCGCUGCGCACCGCGUGCGGCGUCAGCGCACGGGGCGAGGACGCGGCCGCGGGGCGCGAGCCACCGGACCCCGCCGUUGGGCGCGCGCGCCCGCGCCAUGCAAGGAGGGAGGCCAGGAGGAAGAGGAGGAGGAGGGAGGGGGGCGGCCGCGGAGUGGAUCAGCGGGCGGGGGGGGCAAGCUCAGACCGUUGAGGCCUGCGUCAGCAGGCUGCGGGCCAGGCUCGGCCGACUUCCCCAAGGAGGGAUGCCAGACCGUCCCGGAAAAGGCACAGCGAGUCGGAAUGCAGGUCGAGGACGAGCAAGCCCGCGAAGCGCCCGCAGGCGCAUUGGCACUGCAGAGGAUCGCAUACUCUCUCAUACGUCCUCUCGCAGUGUCCCCUGAAUGCUGGUCUUUUCUGGCGGCGGGUCUGUCCAACUGCCGCUGCACAGCCUCCCCGCGGGCGAGCGGGGCAGGCCAAAACAAUGGUCGGCGCCAACGCGCGGCCGAAGAUGUGUGAGGCGCCCCUGACAGAACUGGAAAUCGGUGGCGCACGGGGCAAGGGGGCGGCCUGUCCGAAAAGGCGGGGGUCCUCUCAGCAUCCGUGCCCACUCGGAAGGCCAACCCCAGUUCGCACGCCGCCGACUACUGCAUGCACACCCGUCCGCGCGCACGCGCGUCUUGCGAGACCCUCGUCGUCUGCUGGCUGUUGUCGUAUCCGCUCUCCUCAGGAGAGGACUCCUCGCUGGAGGGUGCGUGCCUGCAGUGGGCAGGCAGGAGCUGCCACGUCUGUCUCGGCAGCAUCACCCCUGCCAGCCAACGCGCGGACAGGGCGACAACUCACGGGAAGAACAAUCCGAAUAUAUUACAGCAGGGGCCACAAAAAGUUUGCCAUCUCGGGUGCCUGUGCGACGGGCGAGAAGAUCGGCCGCUGAGCCAGGCCACGCCCACACGAUCCACUCGGACAUCGAGGGCAGGCAGUCCUCCGCCACCGCGCCCCGCAGAGGCGGCGGGCGUGGCCCCCUGGCCUGCAGCAGUGCCUCCAAGGCUUCGCCGACCCCCCCAGCCCCGACCAGGCCCCAGGUGCUAUCCAGCGGCCUGGGGCGCACUGAAAAAAAACUUCGGAAGCUCCAAGAAGAGAAACGUGGGCUCUCCUCCAACGCCAUACCGUCGGGAAUUGGGGAGCGCGAACUCUACCGGCCAUGAACUCUACAGCGGCUCCAGCCACGAACGAUCUGGUGGCCCUCCUCCCUGCGAAGAGAGCGAUGAAUGACGAGGAACCUCUGUGGAGCGAUGACUGCAGUAGGGAGCGAUACUGCACGACAUACCUA
This is a messenger RNA of Prorocentrum cordatum, 1921 nucleotides long. The record is from the annotation of a GenBank genome assembly. NCBI's taxonomy places the organism in Eukaryota, Dinophyceae, Prorocentrales, Prorocentraceae.